CAAGUCAGUGGCAAGCCGCGGCGAGUCAUGACCACACGCGUGAUGUUAGUCAUUCAAAAAUGAGAAACAUUAACAAAUAAACGAUUCUGUGAUAAUGUGCCGAUUUCUUUAUAGUGUUUUAAUUGUCUUAGCUUGUAAAAGUUACUUGCCAGUAAUUAGUCAGUAUGUAGACUCCCCGUGCCCCGAGACUUUUGAGUAUCAACGUGAUGGUAAUGGAGUGUACGGAGUGAUACAUCUGAAGCCCAAUGGACCUGCGUCUAGCGUUGUGGUUAAUUUUACGAUAGCAGCUAGACUUGUUUCGAAUUAUCCAGGCCGCCUACAGCCAAUUAAAACCUCAGGGUUACAAUUCAAUCAAGACUCGUCCAUAGACUACCGAGUUGAUUUCCCCGUCACCACACCCUUACCGAAGCUGACCUACCUCAUCGUCAACGGCAGGGUGUUAUGCCACGGCCCUGGAGAUGUGGCCCGGCCUGAUUUAUACGUGACCACAAUCAGUCUGCGGCAUAUGCUGAAUAUACGAGUACGAGGGGGAAGACCGGAAAAUCCGGGCUCUAUUAAACUCAUAUCUUCAUCACCGGACGUUGACGUGUUCGAAAUUAACGUGGAUGGUGAUCGUACCGGCACUUGGAAUGACGGAAAUCAACGUACUCAACGGCCAGCGCCGCCAUCACCACCACCACAAGACGAAUACUAUCUAUUAGAAUUACCACAGCACACCACAACUACUAGAAGACCACAACAGCAGCCGCAAACUCAACAGCCAGCGUCGCCCCCACCACCACCAGACGAGACCUAUCUAUUAGAAUUACCACUCCACACCACAACUACUAGAAGACCACAACAGCAGCCGCAAACUCAACAGCCAGCGCCGCCCCCACCACCACCAGACGAGACCUAUCUAUUAGAAUUACCACUCCACACCACAGCUACUAGAAGACCACAACAGCAGCCGCAAACUCAACAACCAGCGCCGCCACCACCACCACCAGACGAGGGCUAUCUAGUAGAAUUACCACUCCACACCACAGCUACUAGAAGACCACAACAGCAGCCGCAAACUCAACAGCCAGCGCCGCCACCACCACCACCAGACGAGGGCUAUCUAGUAGAAUUACCACUCCACACCACAACUACUAGAAGACCAACAUCCACAACUCCUCCGCCACGACCUCAAACUACUUACCCAUCAAUGCCUUCACGAACCCGAACGGAAGAUGAAGGAAGCUUCAGCUCUGAGUGUGGCUUAGUUGCGGGAGGCAACGAGCAUGUGCCCCUCGUCUUCCACGGCACUGGCUACACGCGAGGGGAUUGGCCGUGGCUGGUCGCCAUGUAUAAGCGAAUGGAAGGCAGCCUCACGUUUGCCUGCUCUGGGACGCUGGUAUCCGAUCGACAUGUUGUGUCUGCUGCACACUGCCUGCAGCAAAGAAGUACGCUGACCUCAAUCAGAGAUAUCGUAGUCAAAGUCGGCGUGCAUAACUUGGAAGACUGGGGUGAUGAUAUCGUCGUCACCAGGACUUUGGAAUCGGCCAUCAUCCAUGAAGAGUUCAAUUCUACGACGUAUACAAAUGACCUUCUUGUGCUCACAUUUGAUAAAAGCGUAGAGUUCAACAACAACAUUAGGCCGGCGUGUCUCUGGAAUGGGAACAACGAUCUCAACAGGAUAGUGGGAUCUUCAGGGGUGGUAGCUGGUUGGGGGUCAAGCGAACUAGGCCCAGGCAGCAAAGGCAAAGGUGAACCCCGCAUGGUGCGGAUACCCAUCGUCACCACCAGCAUGUGUCGGGCCAGCAGGCCUGACUUCCACGUUUUUACGAGCAACCACACGUUCUGCGGAGGUGAUCGUAAUGGCGCUGGUCCUUGUUUAGGGGACUCCGGUGGAGGAUUAUAUAUUCUGGACGGAGGUCGCUGGCGCCUCCGCGGCGUAGUCUCACUGUCACUUCGACCAGAAAAUGGAGAAUCUACAUGCAACCUCAACGAAUACGUUAUUUUCACUGAUGCAGCGAAGUUUAUAGAGUGGAUUAAAAAAGUCAUAAGUAAUAAAUUUUGAUAGUGCUUUUGAAAUUGACUGUUGGCAAUAGAAAAUAAUUAG
Molecule: messenger RNA, 2086 nt
Organism: Cydia strobilella
Lineage: Eukaryota; Metazoa; Arthropoda; Insecta; Lepidoptera; Tortricidae
Product: serine protease gd-like
Exons: 9
Coding region: 95-2044 (649 amino acids)
Biological process (GO): proteolysis
Molecular function (GO): serine-type endopeptidase activity
Source: RefSeq, a predicted model, not a curated record